Molecule: messenger RNA, 1446 nt
Organism: Mollisia scopiformis
Lineage: Eukaryota; Fungi; Ascomycota; Leotiomycetes; Helotiales; Mollisiaceae
Product: MFS general substrate transporter
Exons: 3
Coding region: 1-1446 (481 amino acids)
Biological process (GO): transmembrane transport
Molecular function (GO): transmembrane transporter activity
Source: RefSeq, a predicted model, not a curated record
AUGGCAGCGCAAGAAGAGAAGUUAUUCGGUUGCGUAGACCCAGUUACGCAUAUCGUUGGAUGGGAUGGACCAGAUGAUCCCCAUAAUCCGAUGAACUUUCCCAGAUCAAAGAAAUGGAGGAUCACGAUGGUUACUGCCUUGAUCACUUUCGUGGUCAGUUUCGCAAGCAGUGUGUUUUCGACAGCUACUACCGUUACUGCAUUGGAGUUUGAUGUUAGCCUGGAGGUCAUGAUUCUAGGUGUCAGUUUAUACGUGCUUGGAUUUGCAUUUGGUCCGCUCUUCUGGGGCCCCUUAUCCGAAGUAUAUGGACGAACACGUCCCAUCUUCAUAGGUUUCUUCAUCUUCUCACUCUUCAACAUACCCGUAGCCUUAGCCCAAAACGUCUACACCAUUAUGAUCUGUCGAUUCCUCGCUGGCAGCUUUGGAGCCGCACCCAUUUCCAUCGUUGGAGGCACCUAUGUCGACUUCUGGGAUGCACUAGACCGCGGAAUUGCUACAGCCGGUUUCGCAGGAGCUACUUUCCUGGGUCCCAUAGCAGGUCCUAUCGUAGGAGAGUUCAUCACGAAGAGCUAUCUCGGAUGGAGAUGGACGGCUUGGAUCACGCUGAUCAUGGCCGCAUUCUUUGGUGUGAUUGGGCUCUUCACUUUCCCAGAGACGUAUGCACCAGUUCUGCUGAAGAGAAAAGCGGAGAAAAUGAGGCACGAGACGAAGAAUUGGGCUAUUCAUGCUCAAUUGGAUGAGCAGCCUAUUCAUUUGAAGUCAUUAUUUGAGAAGUACUUCUCCAAGCCAUGGAUUAUGCUCGCACAAGAACCUAUUCUCAUGGCAAUGACCCUCCACUCCUCCCUCGUCUACUCCAUCCUCUACCUAAUCUUCUUCGCCUACCCAUACUCCUUCCAACAAGUCCGCGGCUGGGAAACCGGCAUCAGCUCGCUCCCCUUCCUCGGCCUCUUCCUCGGCAUCAUCCUCUGCUGCAUCUACAUCGCCGUCGACACCCGCCUCCGCUUCAACCCCAUGCUCCUCGCCUCCAAAAAGCCCUUCAUCCCCGAAGCCCGCCUACCUCCCAUGAUCGUCGGCGCCAUCUUUCUGCCUAUCGGCCUCUUCUGGUUCGCCUGGACCUCGAACCCGCACAUCCACUGGGCGCCCCAGGUCGUGUCGGGCAUCUUCACCGGGUGCGGCAUCUUUCUGGUGUUUUUGCCCAGUCAGAUAUAUGUCGUGGAUACGUAUCUGCUGAAUGCGAAUUCGGCGUUGGCGGCGAUGGCGUGUGCGAGGGCGCUCAUGGCUGCGGGAUUCCCGCUGUUCGCGACGUAUAUGUAUGUCAACUUGGGGGUGGAUUGGGCGACCAGUUUGUUGGCCUUUUUGUCGUUGGCUAUGGUGCCGUUUCCGAUUCUGUUUUGGAAGUAUGGGGAGAAGUUGAGGAUGAAGGGGAAGUUUGCUUUUGCUUUGUAA